AUGGCGGCCGACUCCGCCGAGAAGGCGCGGGCGCUGGAGCAGUGCGAGAGGGAUCUGGACCUGGCGAUCGAGCGCCUGGUCAACCUGCGCCUGGACCCCGAGCACGACGCCGCGCCUGACAUCAACGGCGACGCCAUCCGCCACGCCCCCGCCGCCGCCGCGGUCCCCGUCCCGUCAGGCGGCGGCACCAUCAGCCACGCGGAAUGGGUCGAGAGGCUCAUGACGGAGAUGGCGAGCGCCGCGGACGCGGGCGACGCCAGGGCCCGCGCCGCCAGGUUCCUGGAGGACUUCGGCGCCUCUGUCGCCGCCGCCUGCGCGGAGCGGCACGGAGCGGCCCUGUGGGAGAACGCCAUCCUGAAGAAGGCCGUGCGCCUGCAGCACCGGCUGGACAGGGAGAAGGCGGCGGCGAACCGGGAGCUCCAGGAACGCGUGAGGAGCCUGGAGGCGGACAAGUACGCGCUGUCCGUGCACCUCAGGCGCGCGCGGCCGCAGGGUGGAUCCAUGAGCGGGCGGUUCCACCCGGAGGUUUUCUGAGGAAAGAAAGCGUGGCUUCUCUAAGCAAUGCAAGAAGAAGGGCAAGCUAACUGAAUCCGAAUUCAGGUUUAGGUACUACGUGGUCUAACAAGAGUGUAGACCUCUCACACCGACUAACCUAGGCGUGCAGUUCCUCUGAUUUUUUUUUUUGACAUGACUGGGAACAACUACUAAGCCAAGUUAACCUGCUUGUGAAUGAGGCUCAGUAACGGAAUCAUGACCUAUCUUAGCCGCACACACCCACACCUCGAGUAGUGAGAUUUGUCAUG
This is a messenger RNA of Panicum virgatum (switchgrass), 803 nucleotides long. RefSeq lists its product as uncharacterized. The transcript has a single exon. Bases 1 to 534 code for a protein of 177 amino acids. NCBI's taxonomy places the organism in Eukaryota, Viridiplantae, Streptophyta, Magnoliopsida, Poales, Poaceae. The record is from RefSeq and is a predicted model, not a curated record.